AUGCCUCGACAAAAAAAACGUACUCAUGCGACCUUAGCAUGUAUAAAUUGUCGACUGAGACAUGAAAAAUGCGAAAGAAUUCCUGGGGAGGAUAUUUGUACAAACUGUAAAGAAUACAAUCGACCCUGUGUUUCUAUCCCUGGUAACAAACGUGGACCAAAGUCCCGAAGACAAAAUCCUGGGUUUGCAAAUCCCCAGCCUUUUUCAAAUAUUAGCUCUUGCGGAGCAACUCAGACCAACAACACUCAAUAUCAACUCACGACCGGUAUCGAGUACUCAUGCUUGACUCCAGGAGUUUGCACUCAAUAUCAACUCACACCCAGUGUCGAGAGCUAUUUAUACCUGAUACCAGAAAAGUAUCAAGAGCAACUUACGCCAUGUAGUUUGUGUGGCUUAUACCCAGUAUCGGGAACUACUGAAGUAUUCCAAAAUACUCUCACUAAUCAAUCCUCCUCAACAUCUUUUCUCUCAUCCUCUUUUGCAUAUGAAGAAUCCGCGUUAAAUAUUGAUCGUCCAACUAUUAGUGGUCCUUUAACUAUUAAUUUGACAUCAUUAUCUAAACCUUUUAAUUACUUCCGUUUCGGCUAA
Messenger RNA from Cetraspora pellucida, 588 nucleotides. NCBI's taxonomy places the organism in Eukaryota, Fungi, Glomeromycota, Glomeromycetes, Diversisporales, Gigasporaceae. The record is from the annotation of a GenBank genome assembly.